AGAUAAAGUGUAAAAAUGGUAAGAAAACUGAGACAGAAGAUGAUUCUUCAUCAGAUAAAGAAUCAAGCUACUUAUGGUCUGAAUCUGGUUCAAAUUCUAGUAGCACUAGUGGAAGUGGUUCAUCUUCUGAUGGUAGUAGCUCAUCAGGAAGUUCAUCCGAUUCAUAAUCAGAAAAAGAACAAAAGAAAAAAGGAUGAAUUUGCACAAUUACAAUUGGUCUGGGCUAAGUGUAGAGGAUAUCCGUGGUAUCCUGCAUUGAUAAUUGACCCAAACAUGCCACCUGGGCACUUGCAUAAUGGUAUACCUGUUCCAAGUCCUCCAUCAGAAGUACUAAAUUUGGCAAGUAAUUACAAAGAGCUUGUGUACUUAGUAUUGUUUUUUGAUUCUAAGCGUACAUGGCAAUGGUUACCUCGUAACAAACUGGAACCACUCGGUGUUACUCAAGAACUAGAUGAUAUUAAGCUAACAGAAUCAAAAAAACCAGCAGACCGUAAAUCUGUUCGUAAAGCAUACAUGGAAGCUCUUGUUUAUAAAACUGAUCCAAUAAUCCCAUCAUCUAAUUUAAGACGUUCAAGUAGAACAUAAUACAACAUAUUUGUGUUGAUUUAUCAGUUUUGUGCAUGUUGCACUAUUAAUGAUUUUAGAAUUUCAAUUCUUUUAUUAUUUUUAUAUUAUAUAA
Molecule: messenger RNA, 679 nt
Organism: Melanaphis sacchari
Lineage: Eukaryota; Metazoa; Arthropoda; Insecta; Hemiptera; Aphididae
Product: peregrin-like
Exons: 4
Coding region: 16-585 (189 amino acids)
Source: RefSeq, a predicted model, not a curated record